Petromyzon marinus (sea lamprey) is the source of this 1904-nucleotide messenger RNA. Its product is annotated as cytohesin-3-like. Lineage: Eukaryota; Metazoa; Chordata; Hyperoartia; Petromyzontiformes; Petromyzontidae. Gene Ontology annotation, molecular function: guanyl-nucleotide exchange factor activity. The record is from RefSeq and is a predicted model, not a curated record. Gene Ontology annotation, biological process: regulation of ARF protein signal transduction.
CACGGCUCUGCGAAGUGGGGGAAGUCGAGGGAAUCGGUCAGAGCCGCCGCGUCCUUAAGACGGAGGGAGGCGCGGGAGACUGAACGGAGCGGGAGACGCGGCGCGGGGAGAGACGCACGGAGAGGCAGAGGAGAGAGACACACAGACAGACACACAGGGAGACGGACAAAGAGAGACGGCGCAGAGAGAGAGAGAGAGACGCGGAGACGGGGAGAGGCGCAGUGGGGGGUGAGACACGCCUUGUGUCUUGUUCGCCAUUCCGAAUCGCUGUUGUUUAAGCAGCGGCAGCAGCAGCAGCAUCAUCAGCAGAGGCAGCAGCAUCAGCAGAGGCAGCAGCAGCAGCAGCAACAACAACUAGAGCAGCAGACAGAAGCAACGUCAACCGCUGCAUCAGCUACACAAACAUCAGCAGCGUCAGCAGCACAAACAUCAUCAGCAGCGUCAGCAGCACAAACAUCAUCAUCAGGAGCAGCAGCAGGAGCUCGUGGAGGUCCCAGCCGAGAUGGUGUCUGCAGCAGCUGGGAUCUCAGCCGCGGGCGCCCUGACCUCGGACGAGCCAGAGGAACUGGCGGAACUCGACGAUGUCCAUCAGCGGAAAGAGGACCUCCUGGCUGACAUCCAGCGACUCCAGAAUGAGAUAGCCGGGGUCAUCAGCGAGAUGGAGACGCUCGCCUACAGCGAGGAGAGCUCCAAGACGCUACAGAGGAACAAGCAGCUGGCAACCGGUCGAAAGAAAUUCAACAUGGACCACAAGAAGGGCAUCGACUUCCUGAUCGCGAACGAGCUUCUGCAGCGCACGCCCGAGGACAUUGCCCAGUUCCUGUGCAAGGGUGAAGGCCUCAACAAGACGGCCAUCGGGGACUACCUGGGGGAGCGGGAUGAGUUUAACCUCAAGGUGCUGCAGGCCUUUGUGGAGCUGCACGAGUUCGCAGGCCUCAACCUCGUGCAGGCUCUCAGGCAGUUCCUGUGGAGUUUCCGCCUGCCUGGAGAGGCUCAGAAGAUCGACCGCAUGAUGGAGUCGUUUGCCGCCCGCUACUGCCAGUGCAACGCCGGCGUCUUCCAGUCCCCAGACACGUGCUACGUGCUGUCGGUGGCGAUCAUCAUGCUGAACACGAGCCUGCACAACCCGAACGUGCGCGAGAAGCCUGGCGUGGAGACGUUCAUCAGCAUGAACCGCGGCAUCAACGCCGGCGGGGACCUCCCCGAGGGGCUGCUCAGGAAUCUGUACGACAGCAUCAAGAACGAGCCGUUCAAAAUCCCCGAGGACGACGGCAACGACCUGACGCUCACCUUCUUCAACCCCGACCGCGAGGGCUGGCUGCUCAAGCUGGGCGGGCGCAUCAAGACGUGGCGGAGGCGGUGGUUCAUCCUCACCGACAACUGCCUCUACUACUUCGAGUACACCACGGACAAGGAGCCGCGGGGGAUCAUCCCCCUAGAGAACCUGAGCAUCAGGGAGGUGGUGGAUCCCAAGAAGCCUAACUGCUUCGAGCUGUACAUGCCCAACACCAAGGGGCACGUGAUCAAGGCGUGCAAGACGGACGCGGACGGCAAGGUGGUGGAGGGCAACCACGAGGUGUACCGCAUCUCGGCGCCCACGCCCGACGAGAAGGAGGAGUGGAUGAAGAGCAUCCGGGCCAGCAUCAGCAGGGACCCCUUCUACGACAUGCUCGCCAUACGGAAGAAGAAAAUCUCGAAGUCCAAGUCGACCCCCGCCUGAGGAGCGUGCUGGGGGUGGAGGCAGCGGCGUUGGAUGCCGGCUGGGGGGUGGGGGAGGGGGUGGGGAGGGGGGCAUGGCCCCCCCAAGGCAGCGCACCUGGCGUUUGGACACUCGGACUGUCUGCUUGUUUUCGCGGGCGAAUUUGUUGAAGCAUCGCAACUCCCUCCCGCCCACCCUCUCUGUU